Hyaena hyaena (striped hyena) is the source of this 2651-nucleotide messenger RNA. It is a transcript of the gene CUNH18orf54, whose product is annotated as chromosome unknown C18orf54 homolog. The transcript has 8 exons. The record is from RefSeq and is a predicted model, not a curated record. The coding region runs from base 562 to 2163 and encodes 533 amino acids. Lineage: Eukaryota; Metazoa; Chordata; Mammalia; Carnivora; Hyaenidae.
GAUUUCCCAAUUAUCUAGUCUCUUUUAAAAGAGAGGUAGGUUUAACAUAAGAAGUGAAAAUGGUAAGUGUAUUUCCAAAAGCGAAGGUGAGAAAAUGAUUAACAAUAACAAUGUUAUUUUAGGAAAAGAGCAUGUUGCUACCUCAAUAAACUUGUGGUUUAUUUCUUUAUAAUAAAUACUGUUCAUUACUUUGUUCUCAGGUUUUUCUGGAGGAAAGGGCUGGUUAAAGUUACAUAUUGGCAUUUACAACAUUAAAAGUGGAUAUUCUAUUCUUGUUUCUAAUACCUCAUCUGAUGCCUUUAAAAAUUUAUUGAGCACCUACUAUCUGUACUAUUUGAGCACCUGCUAUCUAUACUGUAUAACAGCAGGCUUAUGAAUUGAAAAAUAUUCUGUGUAGGGAAGUGUUAGGUAUUGUGAUGUCAUAGAGUCUAUCCCCAUAAUAAAAGACUGCACAUCAGCAGUACUCUUCCCUUGGUGUUAGUCUCAGAUAAUUAUGUGUACACAAUUCCAGGCACAUAUUUUUAAGAGAAAUGAAUAGAAAUAACCCAUUUUGAGGAAGCCAUGGCAAAAUCAAUUACCAAACACAGAGUUUGUUCUCGGGAAUCUUCAGUAUCUUCUCUGUUAGCCAGCUGCAGCCUGAGUGGUAGUAAUUCCUCUAACUCUGAUGGCUCUUUUCAGUAUAAAGAUAAACUAUAUAGUUCUGCCUCUCAGGCUCUACAGGCCUAUAUUGAUGAUUUUGAUUUAAGCCAAAUGUAUCCUCGUGCAAGCACUGGAAAGAUUAACAAUGAUAGAUGUUCUGCUAAUAUGCCAGAAUUCUCCAACUAUGUUUAUAAACCAAACAAUGCUUUUGACAAUGUUGAUCACAAAAAAAGCUCCUUGUCCUUUUCCUGUAGAAGAAAGACUGUUAAUGAUAUAGACUCCAUUAGCCUAACAACUGAUGAUCUAUUAAAACUUCCAGCAGAUGGAUCAUUUUCUUUUGCUUAUGUUGGAUCAAAUCAUCGAAUUAGCAAGAAAAAGAAGAAAUGCAUUGGAAAACUGAGUUCAUCGGAUACUGAAAAGAAUAAAAAUUUUCAGGAACCCUCUGCUCUCCUGUGCAAGAAUAACUUAGUUACUCCUGUUCUAUACACAAAUAUAAAUGGAAAGCAAUGUGGUAGGCUAAAAAACCCAAAACUUGUGAAGAAGACUAAUAAAUGCGCUUCUGAACCAUCUUUACUUUUUUCUAAGAAAUUGUCUUUUGAGGACAGUUCAGAACACAAUCUUGAAAAAAAUUACCCAAGAUGGCUCACUAGCCAGAAAUCUGAUCUUAAUGUUUCAGGGAUAACUAGUAUACCUGAUUUCACCUACCCGGUAUGGCUCCACCAUCAAGACUUACUACCUGAUACAAAUAGUCAAAGGAUAUAUGAAAUAUUUAAAGAAGAUCAGUGUUCCCCUAGACAUAGUUACCAGGCACAAAGAACUUCUCGGCUUACAAAUAAAUUAGAUUGUUUUGAAUAUUCUUUUGAGCCCUCAAACACUUCAGAUUCCUUGAGGGAUGACAAAGGAUUAAUUAACGGAUGUAAAUGUGAUUCUCAAUGUAGCCAGUGUCAAUGUGAGAAUCCAGUUCUCCCAGGACAAACCAAAAAGCCAUUCAGUGGUGACAAAAUUGAAUUGCUUAUCCUGAAGGCCAAGAGAAAUCUAGAGCAUUGUGCUGAUGAGUCACCGAAGUCCAUGAAAAAGGAUGAUAGUCCUUGUUCAUUAGAUAAACUUGAAGCAGAAAGAUCAUGGGAAAAUAUCCCUGUUACUUUCAAAUCUCCUGUGCCUGUUAACUCUGAUGAUAGUCCUCAGCAGACUUCAAGGGCAAAGUGUACUAACGAGUUCCUCGAUGAUUUUUUAAAUAAUGAUAAUAAGAGCUGUACCCUUUCUGGAGGGAAACAUCAUGGUCCUGUUGAAGCCCUGAAACAAAUGUUGUUUAAUCUUCAAGCAGUACAAGAAAGUUUUAAUCAGAAUAAAACAGCAGAUCUGAAAGAAGAAAUUAAGCAAGUUUCAGAAGACAAUUUCUCUCAAUUACAAUUGAAGGAAAGUAUGGUUCCUAUUACUAGGUCUCUUCAAAAGGCUUUGCACCAUUUAUCUCGCCUGAGAGACCUGGUUGAUGAUACCAGUGGGAAACAGUCACCGAAAAUGUGAAGAGGAAAAUAAAACAUUCCAACCAAUAAAUAGUCACCACAGAACAAAAAUGUAUUUUUUCCUAUUGUUUAAAGUGACAAAGAAAUUAUAAGUCAUACAUUAUUCUGUGUUUGGUUCAAGUAUUAUGUUUUUUUUUUUUUUAAACAAACUUGAAAAUGUGCAUAGAUUUUGUGACCUAUUCUCAUUUUAUGCCAAAAUGCCAGAAUGAACUUGAAGGAUCCACGCUGUGUCCUACAGUCUGAUUUUGGUUUUCAGGCCAGCAAAUGUCCUCUAUUCAAAGAUUUCUGUUCUUGAAACUUACAUGGACUUAAUCUUACUGAGCAUCCUCAUCAUUUUAUCAUCGGUUUCUGGAUUAUUAAGAAACUCUUCUUGGUUUCUAUCCAAAAUCACUUAAGUAGACUUUUUGAUAAAAUCAACGUCUACUUUUAAGUAGCUUAAAGUGGGGGGCGCCUGGGUGGCUCAGUUGGUUUAAGCGUCCGAACUUCAGC